Messenger RNA from Caenorhabditis remanei, 597 nucleotides. RefSeq lists its product as uncharacterized. The transcript has 6 exons. Gene Ontology annotation, biological process: regulation of transcription by RNA polymerase II; anatomical structure development. The record is from RefSeq and is a predicted model, not a curated record. Bases 1 to 597 code for a protein of 198 amino acids. NCBI's taxonomy places the organism in Eukaryota, Metazoa, Nematoda, Chromadorea, Rhabditida, Rhabditidae. Gene Ontology annotation, molecular function: DNA-binding transcription factor activity, RNA polymerase II-specific; RNA polymerase II cis-regulatory region sequence-specific DNA binding.
AUGAUAGACGCUCACUGUUGUGAUCCCGAACAGUGUGGCUCUUCGGUUAUAGAUAUUUCAACUCCACACACGUUGCAAAGAGAUUUCAAUAAUUGGCUCAAUGGCGUUGAAGUUCCGAAUUCCUACGAAUCCCAACAAUGUGACUCCUCCUCAUCUGCAGAUGACUCUGGAUCCAAGACCUCUUCCCCUAAUCCAAUGCAAUCCAACACCUCCCAAGACGGUACAAACCUAUACGGUCGACCGUAUUGCCCUGGUCGACCGUUGUCAAUGGAAGAGAGAACUCGAAUAAUUCAAUUACAUAACAACGGAAUGAAAGUUAAUGCCAUCUCCAAAUCUCUUUGUAUUUCUCAUGGAUGUGUGAGCAAGAUUAUCAGUCGAUUUCGAGCGACCGGUGUCUUGCUACCUGCGUGUUCUCCAGAGCAACGGAAAUCCAGAAAACGAAAAUCAUCGAUGGAGGGAUCGUCAAUGGAGCAGAGUUUCAUUCCGGUUUUUGUAUCGAUGCAAGACGCGAACGGAAAUGAGUAUCUCAACGAAUAUUAUAGUCUUCCGGUGAACCAAAACGAUAGUUCCGGUUACGAUUAUCCGGUUUCAAUUUGA